Messenger RNA from Peniophora sp. CBMAI 1063, 918 nucleotides. NCBI's taxonomy places the organism in Eukaryota, Fungi, Basidiomycota, Agaricomycetes, Russulales, Peniophoraceae. The record is from the annotation of a GenBank genome assembly.
AUGGCAACCCAAACAAGUAUUGGGUCAAAUCAGAAGAAGAAUCGCCAUAUCAGUCCCUACGUCCAUACUUUCCAGCUGCAGGACAAGAUCCUUGUCCCACUGGCGGGCCCUAAAAGAAGGAGGCCCAAACGACGACAACAGCGCGCCACGGCGGACUGCUGGAGCAUCUCGACACCGGAGACUAUGCGCUCUCUGCUGUCUCAAGAUACGAAUGUAACAAAGAGCCGCAUCGUGCACAACGCCAGCCUGGAUGGUGAAGCACCAUCGGGAGCCAUCGCGAACACAGAUCACGUAGCGAAAGAAUCGGCGUCUGACGGAUCGAGAAUUGCGCCAGUGACCAUGUCGAAUACGCAGUGGAUCCCAUUCGCUCCGACCCUCUGCGGCUUCCAUACUAGCGCUUCAUCAUCGUCCGCAACGACCAGCUUGGACUACCCCGGGAUCACUCUUGGUCACACCAACACGUGUGGCGCGGAAAUUCCCUUCGUGGAAGAACCUUCCGUCUUUUCUAGAACGGGCGCUGACGCACCAACAAAUGAUACAUUCCUCCCCAUCAAUACCACCACGCACUACGAAUCUGCCGCUAUGCCCGACUUCAGCUCCUCAUCUGCCAUAUCGAAUGGCUCAUCCGGCGUAUCGUCCACUCCUUUUGACGGACUUCUCGGCGUCUUCGGCGAGCCGCCGGCAGCCCUGCCUGGCCCAUACGUCGGUGCCUACGGCCAAUAUGCUAUGUAUCACAGCCUCGCGAACCCUACGGUUAUCAACGCAGGUCUCGCAUCUGACUGGAGUGAUCGCCUCGAGCCUUUUCACGAGUUACGGUCUACCGAUCACGCCCGGUUCAUCUCAGUCACAGACGCCCCGCCCAAUAGCACUUGUUUUGGUACGGACAUCCCCUUCAUCCAAUGGAAGACUCGUUUAUAA